AUGAAUGCUAUGGAUCUAAAGGGUCUAUUGGGUCGCCAUUGCAUUGCAUUGCCUUUUGCGGCACUUCUCUCAACCAAAGGACACACCGUUUGGUUCACUCAUAAAGCGGUCAUUCAUUGGAUUGGCAUUCAAUUGACACUCAUAUGUGAGCACAACGUAUGUAUUGACACACAUGUGGUGUCCGUCUAUACUGUGAACGUAGACAUCGGCCGCACAGACAACACGACUCUCACUGACAAUGACGUCAAGGGGAAGACCGACUCCAACAAGAAGAGCGACAACAAGAAGGGCAUCGACGAGAAGAAGAAGAAGCGCUCGGAGGACGAGUCGAAACCGCGUGGCUUUGACCGCAACUUAGAACCCGAGAAGAUAAUCGGAGCCACCGAUGCCUCCGGAGAACUCAUGUUUUUAAUAAAAUGGAAAGACUCGGAAGAAGCGGAUUUGGUUCCGGCGAAGUUGGCUAAUGUGAAGUGUCCUCAGGUUGUGAUAAAGUUUUACGAGGAGAGGCUGACCUGGCAUUCCAGUGCCGAAGAUGGCACUGACAACAAGGAUAAAGCCGACUGAACCACUAGAAGCAUAUUUGACUCUCAUUUAACUUUUUUGACAUAUUUUUUAACCAAUCAUUAGUUUUUUGUUCAAAUCAUCUCUCAAAUGAAACCCAAUAUUAUUAUUACUAUUAUUAGAAUUCAAUGAAUGAAAAAGUUUAAGAAAAUUGUCUCAAAUUCAAUUGUAUUUAAUUCUUAUGGUAUUUUGUGUUUUUAAUAAAGAUCAUUUUUCUUGAAUUUAAAAA
Oppiella nova is the source of this 790-nucleotide messenger RNA. The record is from the annotation of a GenBank genome assembly. NCBI's taxonomy places the organism in Eukaryota, Metazoa, Arthropoda, Arachnida, Sarcoptiformes, Oppiidae.